Messenger RNA from Microthlaspi erraticum, 933 nucleotides. Lineage: Eukaryota; Viridiplantae; Streptophyta; Magnoliopsida; Brassicales; Brassicaceae. The record is from the annotation of a GenBank genome assembly.
AUGUCGUCAACUAAAAUCCAGGUUCAAGGACAGCCACUUCCUAGGGUAUCGUCAAGAAACCACAGUAUGAGAAUUUCGGUUGUUUGCGCAGCUUCCAUAAAACGUCACCACCGUGUAAGUAGUGUAUACAGCCGUGAGAGUGGUCCAUCGUUAGGUUCUGUCCCAAAAAGAACCGACGAGAGCACGUUUCUUCGUGGCGACGGUAACGGUAGAUUCGGGAGGUUCGGUGGGAAGUUUGUACCGGAGACACUAAUGUCUCGCCUGAGAGAUCUUGAAGACGAGUUUAAUUUUGUUUUGAGCGAUCAUGAAUUUCAGGAGGAGCUUACCACAGCGUUAAGAGACUACGUAGGAAGAGAAACGCCUCUCUGCUUUGCCGGACGUUUAACUGAACACUACAAGAACCUAGCUCGAACCACCGGAGGCGGAGGUGGGCGAAGUGGUGGGCCCGAGAUCUUUCUGAAAAGGGAAGAUCUUAGCCACGGUGGGUCCCACAAAAUUAACAACGCUAUUGCUCAGGCCAUGAUCGCUAGGCGGCUUGAUUGCAGCCGUGUGGUGGCCGCCACAGGAUCCGGGCAACAUGGGGUCGCCACAGCAGCUGCAUGUGCGAAGCUGUCCUUGGAGUGUACUGUUUUCAUGGGAACCAUUGAUAUGGAGAAACAAUCCUAUAAUGUACAGUCCAUGAAAUUGCUUGGCGCUCAGGUUAAAUCAGUGGAAGGAACAUUCCAAGAUGCGAGUUCAGAGGCAAUUCGAAAUUGGGUGGAACAUCUAGGUAUCACAUACUACUUAUCGGGCACGGUCGUAGGACCACACCCGUGUCCGGUAAUGGUACGCGAGUUUCAAUCCGUGAUUGGGAAAGAGACGAGAAGGCAAGCGAGUCAGCUAUGGGGUGGUAAGCCUGAUGUGCUGGUGGCUUGUGUUGGGUGGAACAUCUAG